AUGCCAGUCACGACGUCGACUGGUAUCUUCCCUGGUUCAGGAGCACUCCGCUCACAAUCGCAAGGCAGCCUGUCGAAGCUCUUUUUUGCAUCAACCAGUGAAACUAUGUACGCUGGUCGACAGCUACUGCAGGAAGACCAAAAUGAGAGCUUGAGUGAGGUUGUAAACAUUGGCCACAGAAAAACCAAGUAUCUGCCGUUUCGAUACUCCAAAGCGCCUUUGCCUGGAAGAGGUGCCUGCAGGUACACCCAGGACUUUCGGAUAAAGCCAGUGGGUGAUCACUUGAUAAACCACAGCAUGGCCGAGUCCAAGAAGGAACCUCCGGCGGUGCCGCUGCCGUCGUAUGGUAGCGAGACACUGCACUCAGACUCCUGGCGGGUCUUCGGACCUGAAGAAAUGCGUGAAUCGAAGCCUGGUUUGGCUUUCUACCGCCAUUCCAAGACCAACACGCUCAAGGAAAUUGGAGCGAUCAUGGACCAGAAGUCGCAUGCACAUCGACGGCACCAUGGAAGGUGGGAAGAGUUCUGCCGACCUGAGAGUGCACCUCCCGGAAUCGACAACCUGUACUUGACUGGGCGUGGAGGUGCAUUGGGAACUUCACUUAGAGCAGGUGACUGCUACAAGACCUCGAAUCAGGACCAAUUCUAUGACUACAGAUAUAUGGUGCCACUCUCCACGUUCCCUUGGUGA
Messenger RNA from Cladocopium goreaui, 690 nucleotides. The record is from the annotation of a GenBank genome assembly. NCBI's taxonomy places the organism in Eukaryota, Dinophyceae, Suessiales, Symbiodiniaceae.